GGGGAUUGGAACACCUGAAUCACAUGAUAUGGAGGGGAUUGGAACACCUGAAUCACAUGAUUUGGAGGGGAUUGGAACACCUGAAUCACAUGAUUUGGAGGGGAUUGGAACACCUGAAUCACAUGAUUUGGAGGGGAUUGGAACACAUAAAUCACAUGAUUGGGAGGGGAUUGGAAUACCUGAAUCACAUGAUAUGGAGGGGAUUGGAACACCUGAAUCACAUGAUUUGGAGGGGAUUGGAACACCUGAAUCACAUGAUUUGGAGGGGAUUGGAAUACCUGAAUCACAUGAUUUGGAGGGGAUUGGAACACCUGAAUCACAUGAUUGGGAGGGGAUUGGAACACCUGAAUCACAUGAUUGGGAGGGGAUUGGAACACCUGAAUCACAUGAUUGGGAGGGGAUUGGAAUACCUGAAUCACAUGAUUGGGAGGGGAUUGGAACACCUGAAUCACAUGAUUGGGAGG
Messenger RNA from Staurois parvus, 464 nucleotides. The record is from the annotation of a GenBank genome assembly. NCBI's taxonomy places the organism in Eukaryota, Metazoa, Chordata, Amphibia, Anura, Ranidae.